Messenger RNA from Saitoella complicata NRRL Y-17804, 1275 nucleotides. RefSeq names its product putative IMP-specific 5'-nucleotidase. The record is from RefSeq and is a predicted model, not a curated record. The transcript is spliced from 5 exons. The coding region runs from base 1 to 1275 and encodes 424 amino acids. Lineage: Eukaryota; Fungi; Ascomycota; Saitoellomycetes; Saitoellales; Saitoellaceae. Gene Ontology annotation, molecular function: magnesium ion binding. Gene Ontology annotation, biological process: nicotinic acid riboside biosynthetic process; nucleotide metabolic process; nicotinamide riboside biosynthetic process.
AUGACGACAAGAUACAGAGUAGAAUACGCUCUCAAGAGUCACCGCCGCGACAACUUCAUCGAGUGGAUCAAGGGUCUCUUGGCUGUGCCGUUCGUCCUACACUCGCAACCGCGUGUCAACCCUUCACCUGCGGAGAACGGGGUCGCUUGGAAAGCCCCAUCUGCGGAUACGCGAUCUCGUUAUGCUGAGGUGUUCCACGACAUUGAGGAGUUGGUUGAUGAUCAUAUCGCGCAUGCUGAGCAAGGCACUGUCGACCAAUCCAAGCUGAAGCUGUUGGUACCCUCGGUCGGUACAUUCUGGACAAAGCUGCCAUUGGAGAGAGCAUUCUUGGCUAAUGAAGAAAGACGGGCUAUAUCAGCACGGAGGUUCGUGGCGCCAUCGUUCAACGAUGUUCGAUUGACCCUUAAUUCGGCUCAGCUCAUGGCUCUGGUGGACGACCUGAAACUGAUUACCUUCGACGGAGACGUGACGUUGUACAAUGACGGAGGUGCUCUAUCGCCUGACAACCCAGUCAUCCCUAGAUUGAUCGCACUGCUUCGCGCUGACAUCCACGUCGGAAUUCUGACAGCCGCUGGUUAUGAAGAGAAGAACGGUGUCAAGUACCGUGAACGGAUUUACGGCUUGCUCGACGCCGUUGCCGCAUCGGACCUCACGGAGGAGCAGAAGAAACGCAGAUUAAUCCUUCUUGGAGGGGAGUCGAACUACCUUUUACGAUACAGUUCAGAGGCUGAGACGGGGCUUGAAUGGGUUGACGAAGAGGAGUGGCAGCUUGACAUUAUGAAAGCGCUUAAAGACGAAGAUAUUCAUCAGUUCUUGGACAUUGCAGAGACAGUUCUUCGGGAAUGCAUUGACAUGAUGCGACUUCCUGCAACGAUCUUGAGGAAAGGGAAAGCUGUGGGGAUGAACCCCACUCCCGGAAAGACCCUCUCACGCGAGCAGCUCGAGGAGGUGGUGUUGGCUGUACAGCGAACACUGAUGUUUGCCGAAGUUUCUCAAAGAAUCCCGUUUUGUGCAUUCAACGGCGGUGCUGAUGUUUGGGUCGACAUUGGAGACAAACGACUCGGUGUCGUUAGCCUACAGACUUGGCUUGGAGGUAUUCACGGGCGUUGCACAUUACACGUCGGUGACCAAUUUUUGUCGCUGGGGCAUAACGAUUUCAAAGCCCGCCUUGCCGCGACAACAGUCUGGAUUGCAAGUCCUUCCGAGACAGUGGAGGCAUUGGACGAAUAUCUAGAACUUAGACGGAGAGCGUCUAGCUGCUUGGGAUUAACGUAA